Suillus paluster is the source of this 468-nucleotide messenger RNA. RefSeq lists its product as uncharacterized. The coding region runs from base 46 to 303 and encodes 85 amino acids. The transcript has 3 exons. The record is from RefSeq and is a predicted model, not a curated record. NCBI's taxonomy places the organism in Eukaryota, Fungi, Basidiomycota, Agaricomycetes, Boletales, Suillaceae.
CCAUAUUCUUUGCUGACUUCCUCUGGCCCCUUCAAAAUAUUACCAAUGACAAACGUAGAACAAAAUAGAUUGGGUUUGAACAACCUCUUGCAACAACGAUAUGGCGCAAGUGCUGCUACUCACUUGCGAUGGAAAAGUGUCAGAAAUGGCACUGACCAUAGUCCUACUUGGAUUGUUAUUGCCUAUAUCGACGAUAUUGAGUACGGGCAGGGGUCCGGUGGCAACAAAGGGACUGCGAAGGAGAUGGCUGCAGGAGUUGCCCUUAGGCAGCUUCGAAGGCAGUGGGCUCAUCUGCUGCACUAGUUGUGUGCCACAAAUACGUCGUUCUCUUCUUUAGUUAGUUUCUUUCAAUAUUGUACCCCAUCCAACUUGCCCUCCUGUAAUUUUGAUCACGGAGCGAGAGACAUCCCGUCGUGUACUUGACAACAUGCAGUUCUACUACUUCUACUUCCAAAUCAAGUCCUAUGC